AUGUCACGUAGUUUCAGCUUUCUCAGGUUUCAAUAUGGCUCUCCUAGAAAGCCUCCAAAUAAACCAGCUCCCGAGUUGAGUUUCUCCAAAGAGAGGCAAAGGUCUAGCUUGUCAAGGCCUUCAUCCCAGCCAAAAGCUGAGGAGAUAAGAUAUGUGUUUGAUAAAUUUGACACCAACAAAGAUGGGAGGAUCAGCAGGGAAGAGUACAAGUCAGCCCUGAAGACCCUUGACAAAGAAAUAGCAGAAGCUGAGAUUGCCAAGACCUUUAAGGCCCUUGACAGUGAUGGAGAUGGGUUCAUAGGGUUCAAGGAGUUUGUGGAGAUGUUCAACAUGGGAGCUGAUCAGGCACGAGAGGCUGACAUCGAAAGCGCAUUUCGAUUGUUCGAUCUGGAUGGCAAUGGGAAGAUAAGUGCAGAGGAGUUAUCUCUGGUGCUGAAGAAGCUGGGAGAGAAUUGCAGUCUUGGGGCUUGCAGGAACAUGGUGAAAGGAGUGGAUACUAAUGGUGAUGGUUUAAUUGACAUGAAUGAGUUUUCCAAAAUGAUGGGGAACUUCAAGAAACCAACUGCUUAA
Messenger RNA from Prunus armeniaca (apricot), 570 nucleotides. NCBI's taxonomy places the organism in Eukaryota, Viridiplantae, Streptophyta, Magnoliopsida, Rosales, Rosaceae. The record is from the annotation of a GenBank genome assembly.